AUGGCGGGGCGCGCGGGGCCGAGUCGGGGCCGCGGGGCGCGAACUGCCUCUCCCCGCCGCGGGCGCGGGCGACUCGGCGGCGCUCGCUUGCUAGCUCGCUCCGCGCUCUGCCGAGCUGCAGUCGACGUCUGUUCUUGUCCAAGGAACUUCUCAGCGGCGGGGAGCGUGGGGCAGCGCGCUCCUGACCUUGCGCUCAGUCAAAGUGCCGCUUCCCCUCCGCAUCCAUCUCCCCAGGCCUCUCAUAGCUGGCUUCGUCGAGCUAUCAGAUGCAAACGGCACUUUAUAUACAUACCCACUCCCCUUACAUUGACAUAUUGGAUAUUUAAAUACAAGCCACACCUCAAUGGCAUCCCCUCGGAGAUUGGUGUUUCCUCGCUCUGUCCUGUGCCCUCCUCGGAGAUAUUCUAUCAGGAAGAGCGGCAGUUGGGGCGGGAACUGGAGGCAGCCAGGGCAACGGGCAGCGUUGAGAAGACCUGGGGAGCAGGUGCCCGGCCUGCCCCGCGCCCCGCGCCCCUACCCGGCACCAGAACCCUGGGGCCCCUCUCAGGGCCUCGCGCUCAGCGUCCUGCUCGCCUGCCUAUUAAACUGCGUUGUCUGCAGUUUGCACCCGCAUGGGGGCUCUGGCUACCUUCCCUGGCUCCGGGUCCCGCAGGAGAAACUGAAAGAGCGAGCACCCCAUCCCCGCCACUCCUUUGCAGCGCCUCCUGCUGGAGAACCCGUGUCUCGCGGCGAGUUGGAAUUCAGUCUCCAGGAGAGGAUAAAACCGACUCAGCUCAAUUCAGUUUGGAUUAUACUGAAAAAAGAAACUUCGCCGGCUAUAACUGUGGAGACUGCAAGUUUGGCUGGACUGGCCCCAACUGCGAUCAGAAGAAACCCCUGGUUGUCCGGCAGAAUAUCCACUCCUUGACCCCUCAGGAGCGGGAGCAGUUCUUGGGCUCCUUAGACCUCGCAAAGAACACGCCGCAUCCGGACUACGUGAUCACCACACAACACUGGCUAGGCCUGCUCGGGACCAACGGGACCCAGCCACAGAUCGCCAACUGCAGCAUUUAUGAUUUCUUUGUAUGGCUCCAUUAUUAUUCCAUUAGAGAUACAUUAUUAGGGCGCCCAUACAAGGCCAUAGAUUUCUCACACCAAGGCCCCGCCUUCGUUACCUGGCACCGCUACCAUUUGUUGUGGCUGGAAAGAGAUCUCCAGCGCCUCACUGGCAAUGAGUCCUUUGCUUUGCCCUACUGGAACUUUGCCACCGGGAGGAACGAGUGUGACGUGUGUACAGACCAGCUGCUUGGGGCUGCAAGACAAGAUGAUCCGACUCUGAUUAGUCAGAACUCCAGAUUCUCCAGCUGGGAAAUUGUCUGUGAUAGCUUGGACGACUACAACCGCCGGGUCACCUUGUGUAAUGGAACCUAUGAAGGCUUGUUGAGAAGAAAUCAAGUGGGAAGAAGCAGUGAGAAAUUGCCAACUUUAAAAGACAUACAAGAUUGCCUGUCUCUCAAGAAGUUUGACAAUCCUCCUUUCUUCCAGAACUCUACCUUUAGCUUCAGGAAUGCCCUGGAGGGAUUUGAUAAAGCAGACGGGACCCUGGACUCUCAAGUGAUGAACCUUCAUAAUUUGGUUCAUUCCUUCCUGAACGGGACAAAUGCUUUGCCACAUUCUGCUGCCAAUGAUCCUGUUUUUGUGGUCCUUCAUUCCUUUACUGAUGCCGUUUUUGACGAGUGGAUGAAAAGAUUCAAUCCCCCUGCAGAUGCCUGGCCUCAGGAACUGGCACCCAUUGGUCACAAUCGGAUGUAUAACAUGGUUCCUUUCUUCCCUCCGGUGACUAAUGAGGAACUCUUUUUAACUGCAGACCAGCUUGGCUAUAGCUAUGCCAUUGAUCUGCCAGUUGAAGAAACUUCAGAUUGGACCACAACCCUCUCAGUGGUUAUGGGGAUGCUGGUGGUCUUGGUUGGUCUUUUUGCACUGCUGAUUUUUCUUCAAUAUAGAAGACUUCGAAAAGGAUAUACACCCUUAAUGGAGACACAAUUAAGCAACAAGAGAUACACAGAAGAAGCCUAGAUGCUCACGCCUUACCCUAGAGAAGAGGCUGGCCAAGGCUUAGUUCUGACCCUGACAGUGAGCAAACGAAUCCUCACUGUUUUUCCUUUCCUUGAAGAUCUUUGGCAUAGCUCCUCCUGUUGUGGGAU
Molecule: messenger RNA, 2183 nt
Organism: Balaenoptera acutorostrata (minke whale)
Lineage: Eukaryota; Metazoa; Chordata; Mammalia; Artiodactyla; Balaenopteridae
Product: L-dopachrome tautomerase-like
Exons: 3
Coding region: 1-2055 (684 amino acids)
Biological process (GO): developmental pigmentation; ventricular zone neuroblast division; positive regulation of neuroblast proliferation
Cellular component (GO): melanosome
Molecular function (GO): dopachrome isomerase activity; oxidoreductase activity
Source: RefSeq, a predicted model, not a curated record